Messenger RNA from Populus euphratica (Euphrates poplar), 976 nucleotides. Its product is annotated as ethylene-responsive transcription factor CRF2-like. The record is from RefSeq and is a predicted model, not a curated record. Bases 63 to 626 code for a protein of 187 amino acids. The transcript has a single exon. NCBI's taxonomy places the organism in Eukaryota, Viridiplantae, Streptophyta, Magnoliopsida, Malpighiales, Salicaceae. Gene Ontology annotation, molecular function: DNA-binding transcription factor activity; DNA binding. Gene Ontology annotation, biological process: regulation of DNA-templated transcription.
CAUCUCCUCGCCCUUGUAUACACCUCUCAAAACAGUGCACAUAACGCAAAUAGCAAGCUUACAUGCAACCUCGACAUUAUUUGUCAAUAAAACAGGAAGAGUUUGAAUUAGAGAAGAAUCGUAGGAUCAGGAAUAUGGCGAGGGAGAGAAAGGCAAGCGAAGGUGAAGAAGAAAAGGUAAGCAAUGAUGGAAACAUGGCUUGGGACCAAAAGAUAGAGGAGGCUGGAUCACUCCAUGGAGUUCGGAGAGCUCGAAAACGAUACCCUAGGGUGCGGCAGCGGCCGUCAGGGCGAUGGGUGGCAGAGAUAAAAGACACAAUUCAAGAGAUUAGAGUGUGGUUGGGGACUUACGAUACAGCUGGGGAAGCCGCAAGAGCUUAUGACGAAGCAGCUUGCUUGCUUCGUGGAGCUAAUAUAUACUCGAACGAAAAUUUCUGGCCUUGCUCCCCAUCUUCUCGUUCAAAGCCAGCUCUUCCCCUAAAGAUUGUCAACCUUCUGUUAAGGCUUAAAGCUAGAAACAAUGCCUUGAUACCAACUACCGCUUUUCCUGUUAACCAAGAGGAGCAAAAAGCAAGAGAAGUGGAAGAAAAUCAGUUCGAUCACUUCUUCGAAAUGCCUGGUCGUUGAAAAUAGUGAUACCGCAAAUAGCACUGCUGAUACUAUGACUACUAGUGAUCACAUGAGUGGUUGCUUUGAAUCUAGUUAUACCACAGAAGAUCAUAGGAAAACAGGCGCAUUUGAAGUAGAUGAUAACUGGAGUGAUAUUGAUGGCAAUGGUCAAAGUGAACAGCAAGAAGGGAGAGGAGAAGAAGAGAUUGAUAUGAGGCUGAUUGAUUUUCAACUUGAUGAUGCAUUAGGAUCAUCUUGCUACCAUCCUCCAUUUGACAUAGCACAGGAGAUGAUGGAGCCAAUGGAGCAGGAACAUAACGGGGACGAGCCACCAAUGCUAGGAGAGAUCAUGAAAGCAUGAACGCAAG